AUGAGUUGUCAGAUCUCGUGCAGACCUUGUGGGAGAGGAGGAGGAGGAGGUGGAGGAAGACCCCUGGGCUUCAGCAGCGGCUCGGCUCUGGCCUUCUGUGGGAGCCGAAGAUCAGGCUUCAGCUUCCCCUGCUUGAGCCGCCAUGGUGGUGGUGGACGCGGCUUUGGCAGCUGGAGUCUUGUUGGCCUUGGAGGAACCAAGAGCAUCUCUGCUAGUGUGGCUGGAGGAGGUAGAAGCUUUGGCUCCAGGGGUGGAUUUAUUUGCAGAGGAGGUGGCUUUGGAGGAGGCAGUGGCUUUGGAGGUGGCAGCGGCCUUGGAGGUGGUGGUUUUGGUGGAGGCGGCUUUGGAGGUGGCGUUGGUUUUGGAGGCUUUGGGGGCCCUGGUGGCUUUGGGCCUGGAGGAUUACCUGGUGGGGGCAUCCAUGAAGUCUCCAUCAACCAGAGCCUCCUGCAGCCUCUCAACGUGAAAGUUGAUCCAGAGAUUCAGAAUGUGAAGUCUCAGGAGCGGGAGCAGAUCAAAAUACUCAACAACAAAUUUGCCUGCUUCAUUGACAAGGUGCGGUUCCUGGAGCAGCAAAACCAGGUUUUGCGGACGAAAUGGGAAUUCCUGCAGCAAAUAGAUGGUGACACCUGCAUCAUCAACCUGGAUCCCAUCUUCCAAGCAUACAUUGCCAACCUGAAGAAAAAAGUGGAUGUGCUUUGCGCCGAAAGGGCAUCACAAGAAUCUGAGUUGUGCCACGUUCAGGAUCUUGUUGAGGAUUAUAAGAAGAAGUACGAGGAUGAAGUUAACAAGCGCACGUGUGCUGAGAAUGAUUUUGUGACACUUAAAAAGGAUGUGGACAAUGCCUACUUGAACAAGGUGGAACUGCAGGCCAAGGCGGAUGUGCUGAAUCAGGAGGUGGAGUUCCUGAAAAUCCUCUUUGAUGCGGAGCUGUCCCAGAGGCGGCAGACUAUCACGGACACCAACGUCAUCCUAUCCAUGGACAACAGCCGCAGCCUGGACCUGGACUGCAUCAUUGCUGAGGUCCAGGCCCAGUACGAGGAGAUUGCUCUGAAGAGCAAAGUUGAGGCUGAAGCUCUAUACCAGAGCAAGUACGAGGAGCUCCAGGUGACUGCUGGGAAACAUGGAGACUGCCUGAAAGAGAUCAAGGUAGAGAUCUGUGAGCUGAAUCGCUUGAUCCAGAGACUGCAAGGGGAAAUUGCCCACGUGAAGAAGCAGUGUAAGAGUGUGCAGGACGCCAUCGCAGAGGCCGAACAGAAGGGAGAACAUGCCCUCAAAGACGCCAGGCAGAAGCUUGUAGAGUUGGAGGAGGCCCUGCAACAGGCUAGAGAGGACAUGGCCCGGCUUCUUCGGGACUACCAGGAGCUCAUGAACACCAAGUUGGCCCUGGACGUGGAGAUCGCCACUUACAGGAAGCUGCUGGAGGGCGAGGAGUGCCGGAUGUCUGGGGACCUAAGCAGCUGCGUGACUAUGUCUGUGACAAGCAGCACCAUUUCUUCAAAUGUGGCAUCCAAGGCCGGCAUUGGACACUGUGGGCCUGAAGGAAGAGGGUUCAGUUCCGGAGGAGGAGGAUACAGCUCGGCAAGUAGCAGUUAUGGCUUUGGAGGCAGAGGAUCUAGCUCCAAAGGUGGCAGCGGAGGCGGCUACUGCUCUGGAGGUGGCUCCAGAGGAGGCUCUGGCUCUGGAGGGGGAGCUUCUAGCUCUGAAAAGGGUUGUUCUGGUGCAGCUGAAAGUUGUGGUUCCGGCGUGGCCUUCUCUUUCAGAUAAAGAUGAGGUCUCCCCUCUGAUUCUCCCACUCCAGAAUGUACGAUCUGUCUCUGUACAUCUAAUUGACAGCAAGUCAGAUUUUGUCAUCCUUCUCUGACGGCAUUUUGGGGAAAUGGAUACCCACAUGUAGUUUGGAAAUAUCUUCUCUCCAAACAAAUUAGUUGGAACCAGUAAUACCUACUGUCCCCUGGGGCAGGAUCUUCUAGUCGUGCCCCAUUCCCUGCCCCUCCUUCCCUCCUUGCAUUGCCCGUUUGGUGGUCCUUUUCCAGACAGAUACUCUGUUGAGGAGCCCAGGGCGGCCUGUUGGUUUCAUCUCAAAGCACGCACCCGGGGAGACAUGCUUC
Messenger RNA from Loxodonta africana (African savanna elephant), 2111 nucleotides. It is a transcript of the gene KRT2, whose product is annotated as keratin 2. The transcript is spliced from 9 exons. The record is from RefSeq and is a predicted model, not a curated record. The coding region runs from base 1 to 1767 and encodes 588 amino acids. Gene Ontology annotation, molecular function: structural constituent of skin epidermis. Gene Ontology annotation, cellular component: keratin filament. Gene Ontology annotation, biological process: intermediate filament organization; keratinization. NCBI's taxonomy places the organism in Eukaryota, Metazoa, Chordata, Mammalia, Proboscidea, Elephantidae.